CCUUGCGACUAGUUACAAGAAAAUCACAUCAUAAAACCACUAUGAAGCUUCUCUGCAUUUUAAUAACGGUUGCUACUGUAAAUGUUUCGCCAAUAAUGACAUCGUUAUAUUCAGAUUCGGUUUACAUUACAAACAAAUGGAUCAAAGAGGCUGCUGAUAAACAACCUGCUGGAUUGGAAACUGCAAUUUCAAAUCUUAUUAACGGAGGUAUAUCGAUAGAUCCUGCUGGUCUGGAGACUGCAAAAGAGGCUUUUGAAAUAGAAUCUGCUGGACCGGAGACAGCAAUUUCAAAUAUUACUAACGGAGAUAGAUCGAUAGGGAUAUUUAAUUUGAUGUUGACGAUACCAGAAAAGAAAGAUUACAGGUGGAUUCAUCGUGAUGAUUCAUUUUUUGUCGACCUACCAGAACAUGUUGCCAUAGCUUAUCAGAAGGCAGUGCAGGAAGCAAUAUCCAAAGUUACAAAUAUCACUGUGCCUGAUCUUGCUCCGAACGAAUAUUUUGUGGAUAGGUACUUACCCAGGUAUGGAAAUGAAAGGAGAGCUAUAACAGGAAAAAUUACAAAAAAAUUACUUAUUGCUGCAAUAGGCGAUGGAGCACCACAUUUCCCCAACUUUCCCAAAAUAUGUCUUCUAAUAGCUUUGCUCCGAAGUAUGCGAGACCCAAAAGCAUAUAUACGAACCGUUGAUGUUGAUCCCUCUGGUAAUUCGUGUAUUUUAACAUCACGAAAUGGCAGCUUCAAAUACCAACCUCGACGUAAAUGCAAAAUAUUUAUUGCUGCAGUUACGCCAAAAGACCAUAUUUGGUCAAGGAAUAAAUUUGUGGACGUUUUGGAGGAGAUACAACUUUGGUUCUUAUAAAAUAUAUUAUCAACCUUAAUUUGCUUUUAAAUAAUUAUAUUGCACCACCUGUUGUUAUUUUACUCUAGUAAUAUUUAUUAGUUGCACUUGUAUCUUAGUUGUCAUUUAAUUCAAUGUAUUACAAAUUAUACAAUUUCUCUUAAUAACCUCUAUACUCAUGUAAAG
Adelges cooleyi (spruce gall adelgid) is the source of this 1022-nucleotide messenger RNA. RefSeq lists its product as uncharacterized. NCBI's taxonomy places the organism in Eukaryota, Metazoa, Arthropoda, Insecta, Hemiptera, Adelgidae. The transcript is spliced from 14 exons. The coding region runs from base 42 to 857 and encodes 271 amino acids. The record is from RefSeq and is a predicted model, not a curated record.